Cotesia congregata is the source of this 360-nucleotide messenger RNA. NCBI's taxonomy places the organism in Eukaryota, Metazoa, Arthropoda, Insecta, Hymenoptera, Braconidae. The record is from the annotation of a GenBank genome assembly.
AUGGAUAACCUAACAAAAAUUGUGGAAUUGUUGGUAAAUGUUCAAAAAGAACAGAAUUUACCAAAAAAUCCGCCUGAGAAGCCAAUCACUACAGACGUAGUACAAAAGGCAGAAAGCUCGAAAGAGAAUAACCCUAACAAAAAUAAUGUCAGCGAGACAUCAAAUACUGGACAGGCAGAAAAUAAUGAAAAAGCUGAACAGGAAACAGACAAGGAUGGUGUCUUAAAGGUUUUAGGAUUAGACCCGGAUGAUUCUAAAAUUAAGAAUGUGAAAUAUCAUCCAGAACUGAAAAAUACUUGGCUUAAGUGGAAGAGCGAGGGCCUUCCGGAAAAGAACAAGAAAGAAAUUUUGGAGGCAUAG